Adineta steineri is the source of this 1656-nucleotide messenger RNA. Lineage: Eukaryota; Metazoa; Rotifera; Eurotatoria; Adinetida; Adinetidae. The record is from the annotation of a GenBank genome assembly.
AUGGCUUCCGGAUUUCCAUCAUCAAAUAACUCAGUUUAUACAAAAAGAGCUCUUCUCAUUGGCAAUAAUGAAUACAAGAAAAAUAGUCAACUUCAAUAUUGUAUCAAUGAUGCUGAAGAUCUUGCUAACAAAUUAUAUAAAAUUGACUUUGAAAUCACAAUUGGUAUUAAUUUGACAUAUGAUCAGAUGAAUACAAUGAUCAAAACGUUUAUCGAUAAAAUAGAUCAAGAUGAUCUUGUUCUUUUCUUUUUUGCGGGCCAUGGAUGUCAAUGGAAUCAUCUAAAUUUUCUCAUCCCCAUUGAUGAUGAUGAAAUCAAAACAAAUACUGAUUUGGAGUAUCGAGCAAUAAAUGCUCAAGUUACGCUUGAAAAGAUUAUCAAUUGUCGUCCAUCAGCAGCUAUAUUUCUUCUUGAUUGUUGUCGAAAUAGUUUUGUAUGCGAAUCAACAAAUUUUAAUGGCCUUUCAAGUAUGCAACCGAUUGGUGAUUUAUUUAUUGGUUUUUCAUGUACAGCAAAUAAAGUUGCAUUAGAUAAAUCAAAAAAUGGUCGAAAUGGUUUAUUUACAUCUCAUCUUCUUCAACAUAUUAAUCAGCCGAAUUUAACUAUUGGUGAAAUAAUGUAUGGUGUCUGUGAUGGUAUGAUGAAUGAAACAAAUAAUGAUCAAUGUCCAUUUCGAGUAUCUUCGCUUCGACGAAAAGUUUAUUUAAAUCAACAAUUUCCAAUUGGACAACCAACUCGUGUCAGUCCUAUUUAUACCAACACGAAAUGGAAACAACAUGGAAUUACUAUUGCUGGAGGAAAUGACGUAGGCAAUGACUCAAAUCAACUCAAUAGUCCUCAAGGUAUCUAUGUUGAUGAUGACCAUCAAACUAGUUAUAUUGCUGAAUAUUGGAAUCAUCGUAUUGUUGAAUGGAAAUAUGGAGCAACGAAUGGUGAAGUUGUUGCAGGUGGAAAUGGAUAUGGAAAUCGAAGUGAUCAAUUGAGUUUCCCAACAGAUGUGAUUGUUGAUAAAAAGAAUAAUUCUCUCAUCAUUUGUGACUAUGGAAACAGACGAGUGGUACGAUGGCCUCGUCAAAAUGGUAAAAAUGGAGAAACAAUCAUUUCUGAUAUUGAUUGCUAUGGUCUAACAAUAGACAACAACGGAGAUCUUUAUGUCUCUGAUUGUUCGAAGAAUGAAGUAAGACGAUGUAAACAAGGAGAGAAGAAGGGAACAAUAGUAGCAGGUGGAAACCGAAAAGGAAAUUAUCUCGAUCAACUCAAUUAUCCUACUUAUAUCUUUGUUGAUGAAGAUCAUUCAAUUUAUGUGUCGGAAAAUAACAGUCAUCGUGUUACGAAAUGGAUGAAAGGUGCAGAAGAAGGUAUUGUUGUUGCUGGUGGAAAUCGUCAAGGGGAGAGUUCGAAGCAAUUGUCUAAUCCUUAUGGAGUGACUGUUGACCGCUUGGGUAAUGUUUAUGUGGUUGAUUGUUACAAUGAUCGAAUAAUGCGUUGGUGUGAAGGAUCUAAGGAAGGUAGUAUUGUUGUUGGUGGAAAUGGGCAAGGAGAACAACCAAAUCAAUUGAAUUUUCCCAGAGGUUUAUCAUUUGAUGUUGAAGGUAAUCUUUAUGUUGUCGAUUAUUGGAAUCAUCGAGUUCAAAAAUUUGAAAUUGGUUUGAAUUAA